CGAAACACUUUAAGUUUCAUUAUGAAAAAUCUUAUAAUAUAAAUGAUGCUAAUAGUGAUGUAAACAAAGAAAUUGAAAAACAACUUCCCGAUAGUACUCCUGAAACUACUAUUCGAAAAAGAAAAGAAAGAGCCCAAAAGAUUUUUCACCUAUUUAGUAAGCCGAAAGAUGCUGACCAUUGGUCAGGAUAUCACGAACCUGUUGAUAUAACAGAGUCUGUAACAAGUAGUACAGUACUAGAAGUGCUGUUAACUAUAGAUAACCCAAUACCUGCCAGCUCUAAGUUAUCAGAGGAUAGAAAGACAGAUGCUUUCUUGGAUGAGAUGAACAAGAAAAAUCCAGAAGAUAAAGUAUCCUGUGAAGAAAAGGGGAUCAGACUGGAUCGUCUCCCUCCAGCUCUCCAGGAACCCUCCCCUUCACUUGUUGUCCGAAAAAUACCAUACAAUCAGAAAGUUGAGCAAGGUAUAAUUCAGAAAGUGAUUUCAUUUAUUCAAAAAGAAGCAUUUGCCUCAUCAAUUAAUACUUCCAAGUUCAAUAUUGUAAUAGCUGAUGGGGAAGGUCAAGAUUUGGCUCAAUUAUAUUCUGAUGUUGAAGACACAGAAGGCAAAAUGAUAAAAGCUAAACAAAAAGAAAAUAUACACUGGUAUAUUUAUAGAGAAUCAUACAAAAAUAAAGUUGCAGAAAUUUGCUCUAAAACUGGUAUAGCCGAAAAAACUGCAAAGUCUCAAGUUUACGCCAUGAUUAAAGCUUCUUUACCCAAUGUUUCAAAAUCAAAUUUGUAUAAGAAGACUGAAAGAGCUGGGAGUGUUUAUAGGCUAUUUGGAAAGAUUAUUGAUCCUGCAACCAAAAAAGAAGUUAUAGAAAUUGGUAUCGAUAAAGUUUAUGAAAUUUUGUAUGGAUCAUUUUUGAAUUCAUGUGAUCCGGCUGAUAGGCUUGACCAAUCAGAAUGUGCAUAA
This is a messenger RNA of Racocetra persica, 956 nucleotides long. The record is from the annotation of a GenBank genome assembly. NCBI's taxonomy places the organism in Eukaryota, Fungi, Glomeromycota, Glomeromycetes, Diversisporales, Gigasporaceae.